This is a messenger RNA of Brenthis ino (lesser marbled fritillary), 2028 nucleotides long. NCBI's taxonomy places the organism in Eukaryota, Metazoa, Arthropoda, Insecta, Lepidoptera, Nymphalidae. The record is from the annotation of a GenBank genome assembly.
AUGGAUCCAAUAUUAGAAAAUGAAGCUGCAUCAUCAGACUCAUCAAUCAAACAUGGAAAAUCUAAACAUAGAAAUAAGAAAAAAAAGAACCAGUUAGAAGGAACAAGUGAGAGUCAGACAGUUGUGGGUCAAAGGAAAAAAUUCGUUGUCACGACAUUAACAAGUUCAGAUGAUCAAAGUAUUCCAUCUGAAAAUUUACCUCAAAGUAAUGUGCAUACAAUACAUUUUGGAACACGUGGGGUUGAAUCACAGAGGCCCCAUGUUAGGUCCAUUUUUAAGGAAAGAGCUGACACAUCUAGGCCGUCAAGUGCUGAGAGGGAACGCAGCAAUAAAAAAGAAUAUGAAACUUUUCAUGGAACAUCAUCUAGUCCUCGUAGUUCUAUAUUUGAUAUAUUCCGGAUACGACGAAAAAGUGAUUCUAAGAAACAUCAAUCACUUUUAGAAAAUGUUAAAGGCGCUUUAGGUGGUACAUCAAAAUCUGUUGAAACCCCAGAAGUUUCUAAAGACGAUCAAAACAUCUCGGAAUCGAAAGAUUCCCAUAAGAACUAUUAUUAUACCGUGACAGGAGUUCCUGGAACAAAAAAAUCUAGUGCUCUUGAUAAAAUGAUGCAUAUAUUUAAGAGUAAGCCACAAACACAAACAGAACAAAGUACCGCUAGCACAACAAAGAAAAAGAGCAGCAAACCCGUUCGACGAUCGUCAAUUGGAACCACUUCUCCAACUUAUCAUAAAAAUUCUUAUGCAUCAUUAGACCCAGUACAAGCCAAGCAGUUAUUUAGAGAGGUUAGAGGUCUCCCUAAAUAUGAUCCAUACUUAUCUAUUGUACAAAUAUCGUUAGGGGGAAGAGAUAAAACAAGACUUCUUUUAAAUUUUUUUAAGUAUCAUAAAUGUUAUGAAAUUCUACCCAAAUCAGCAAAAGUGAUUAUAUUCGACACUCAAUUUCCGGUUAGGAAAACCUUUCCUACUUUAGUCUCGCAUGGCAUUCGAUCUGCCCCUUUAUGGGAUGCUCAUAAAAAAUUAUUAGUAGGAAUGAUUACAGUUACUGAUUUUAUUAGAAUUCUCCUACAUCUUGAAAAAGAAAAUUCAUCGAUGGAUGAUUUAGAAAAACAUACUCUCCAUAACUGGAAAAAAAUUCUAAGACCAACACGAAAGCCUUUAUGUAGUGUCGGUCCCGAUCAAUCUCUACAUGAAGCUAUUAAUUUACUAAACAAAAACAGAGUUCAUCGCCUUUUAAUGAUUGAUCCUAUGAAUGGAGAUGUAUUGUAUAUACUAUCACACAAGCGAAUAUUACGAUUCUUGUUUGUUUAUCUGAAUGAAUUUCCAGAAUUAACAUUUUUUCAUAAGAAGCUAUUAGAUUUGAAUAUUGGUACAUACGAAGAUAUUAUAUCUGUCACAGAUAAUACGACUAUUAAGGAAGCUUUUCGGUUAUUAUUAGAUAAAGAUAUUUCAGCUUUACCCAUAUUAGAUGAAAAUGGUGUUCUGAUAAACGUUUAUGCUAAAUAUGAAGUAUUGAAUUUAGUUAGUGAGAAGUUAUAUUUAAAUUUAUCGCUAACAAUAGGUGAAGUACGAGACAAAAAGAAAGACUGGGAAGAGAAGUUGCAAAAAUGUUUAUCGAGUAUUACCUUAUACGAGGCCUUAGAAAUUAUAGUUAGAACUGAAAGUCAUCGACUAUUAUUAGUAAAUAAAGAAGAUAAGCUUGUAGGAAUCGUUUCGCUAUCAGAUAUUUUAGUUUAUCUUAAUAGGGUCAUCCCUACGGAAAAGAAGGUUUCAUCACUUCAGGAAAUAUUUAGACCGUUGGAAGUAAAUAAAGUGCCGGAGUCAUUAAAAGAGAGUGAAAAUGAAGUAAUAACCAUUACUGUACCUAAUAUAAAUGCGCAAAAUGUACCUGAAGCAAGCAAUGUUGCUUGUGAUUCUAAUGAGCCUGUUAAUGAUAAUGUGCAGGCGAACGAAGGCGAGACUGAAGUAGAAGAUACUAGUCCAAAAUCUGAUACAGAUUCUAGGAAUAAUGAUGAGUCAGGUGAUGUCCCA